GUGUAUUUAGCAAAGAUAUGACUGAAAGUGUAUCAGAAGUACAUGAGGUGAAUUUAAACGUAUUCUAUAUAGUAACUGAUGGUGCAUUCCAUGUUUCCUGUACUUUUCCGCUGCUUAAUCUACCAUAUUUUACCCUCGAUAUAUGUACUGCAAAAUAAAACAGACAGCAUGUCAUUAAAUUUUGUUGUCUUUGUGGUUGCAUGCACAAAUCAACACACAGCAUAUCUAUUGUAGCUUUAUGAGGUCAGAAAGACUCAAUGGAGUCAGCUGGAAAAAUAAUUCUGUAGGAAACACUGGUCCAUUCAUUGCUUUGCUUGUAACUUUACAAUAUUGUUUCAUAUUCCUGCAUUACAACUGAUUUGACAAUUACAGGUCAUAUCUGGCCUAUUGUAAGAGAUAUUUAACUGGAAAUCAGCUGAAUGAAGCAAGAAGCUAAAGUACUUCAAGGGGCAAGUUCUAGCCUAAAGUCUUACUUGGAUGUCUAUGAAACCUGGCAGUGACUAGAAGGGGUCACCCACUCAGAAACAGGGAACCAAACCCUGUCAGGGAGAUUAUUUAUGUUGCAUCGCAGAGACCGUUUUACCACCACUGCUGCUAUUCAUGGAACCACAGUGAUCUUUAGAAAGCAGGAAGCAAGUGGUGAUGAAUGGACAUUAACUCAUGUAGCCAAAUAUCAGUUUCACUGUAUGGCGUUUGACCUACAUAUCGCCCAGCAACCAUUUGAGACAUUAGACAAAUGUCAAAAUACAACCUCAGUAGUAUGUAUUUUGAUUUUAUAGUGCCACAUAAAGGAUAAAUGUUUCUUUUUUAUUCUCCAGAGGCAGGAUGGAAGAAGCAGAACUCUUAAAGGAACGCCUUCAAGCUAUUACGAAUAAGAAAAAAAUCCAAGAAGAAAUUGCCCACAAACGGCUUGAAAUUGACAGAGAGAAACUAAAGCUUCAACAUGUCAAGAAAAGGUCCAUGAGAGAUCUGUGGCUCAUGGAUGGGAUGAACAGCAGUAAUGCACAGGAAACACAAAAAGCUCUUGAAGAUGUACAACAAACGAAACACCUCAAGAGCAGCAUACAUCGGAUAGAGAAAGAGAUUGAAGCAUUGGAGAGAGAGGAAAUGAACAUCUCAACAAAUGAAGGGCUGAUUCUAAAUAGGCUAAAAGCCAUUGAAAAGUCUCCAGAGGAUAUCAUUAAGGCAGCGAAUGCAGAUUUCAUGUCAGAGCCGAUCUAUAUUCAAUCAACAAUUCCAAAUAUGCUAAAGCCCAGCACACCACUAUUAAAGCAGAGGAAAAAACAAAAUCUGGAAACUGAAGCAAAAACUGACCAAACCAAACCUGCUUUGUUCGCCAUGGAAAUUAACGUUCAGAAGGACUUGCGCACAGGUGAAAGCCAAGUUCUCUCCACCUCCACCAUUUCUCCCCAAGAGCUCCAGCAGAAAGGCAUCAAAGUCUACGAUGAUGGCCGGAAGUCCGUCUACGCCCUGCGUACAGACGGCCACCAGCCUGGUGCGAAUGGAGUGGAUGAACUUAGUCCUGUGGAGGUCGAAGAGCUGCUGAGGCAGGCCUCUGAGAAAAAGAAGAGGUCCAAUCAGGUUCAGAUGGACCCUUCAUAUCAUUACAACCUCUCCCAUGAAUUACAAUCAGCCACUGAAAACAGGGAGAACCAUGAAUCUAACGGAUACCAAGAUCCCUAUAGCGUUGACUUAUCGACAUGGCCUGAGCUUGUGUACAAUGAUGGCAUGUGCUAUCCAGAUGACGCGGGUCACAGACUUCCUCUCCUGCCAAUGCCUAAUUACAAUGACAGACCAGACGAAUACUAUCACAACAGCCAUGAGCUACACAGAGGGGAAAGAUAUGCACAUGGACCGUUUUACAACCAAAGAGAGAACCACAAGGGAAUGCAACAUUUGGAUUAUGACAACAAAAAACACAGCCAGUGUUCAGCCUACUCGGAGGACUCCAAACUCAGCGUACUGAACUCCAUACCAUCAGACGAGCCUGUCACCAUGAUCUUCAUGGGCUACCAGAAUGCUGAAGAUGACAGCCAGAGCUAUGAAGGCUCAGUUCGGGCAGAGUUGGUGAUUAUUGGAGAUGGUGAAGAUGAAGCGAGCAAGAGCUUCAACCCCCAUGAGAACUGCAAUGCCAACAACGCCUUUCCCUACUCUGCUGGACGAAAGGGCAAAAGAGACAGCACGGAAAACCCGUCAGCUACAGCAUUACAGAUACAGAUGGAGAAACUGGGCCAAACCGCAUGACACACAUUUGGUGGCACUCACACUCUGGGAACUUUGAGACUCUUACACGAAUUGUCCAAAGUGGCCAGCGGAUCGAGGAACGUGAAUCAACAGUCUUUUGAAAUUGAAAUGAGGAUGCAUGUGCUAUUAACAGUUUUCAAGAAAAUAUUUCACAAAAAAUAGUUUGUUAAUUUUGCAGUCAAUUUUAUUUAUUCCUACCCAUUUUAAAUAAAAAAAUUUG
This is a messenger RNA of Carassius carassius (crucian carp), 2464 nucleotides long. RefSeq names its product palmdelphin-like. The record is from RefSeq and is a predicted model, not a curated record. Bases 826 to 2244 code for a protein of 472 amino acids. The transcript is spliced from 8 exons. Gene Ontology annotation, biological process: regulation of cell shape. Gene Ontology annotation, cellular component: membrane; cytoplasm. NCBI's taxonomy places the organism in Eukaryota, Metazoa, Chordata, Actinopteri, Cypriniformes, Cyprinidae.